AUGGUGCUCCUGGGGCUAUCAGGCCGCUACUUCACGCUCGCCGUCAUCGCCGCCGUUUUCAUCAGCGGCAUCCUGUACGCCUCCUUCUACCACAUAUUCAACGGCUUGUCCUACCAGCCGAAAUCCCAGUCCCAGCUCCCGCCAUGUCGCCCCGUCAUCCCGGCCGCGGGGUCCAAUAACAACGGCGGUGCCUGUCCUGGGGACGCACCAUGGAAGUUCGAAACGGAGCGUGACGGCGAUAACUACGGCUUAAGCAGGGCGCAGUGUCAAAAGGCGUUUCCGAAGCUCUAUGUUGAGAUUGAGAAGGCGGUUGUGGCGAGGCGGGGGAGGAAUAUUACUUUUGAUGAGCUGAAUUCGAAGCCGUUGAAGACUUCGAUGGUUAGAGCUAUGGUUUAUCAGGGAGCGCUCUAUGUCAUAAAUUUCGAAGAUAUGAGAUACACCUUCAGCCGAGCAAAGGCGUCCCUAAACGCCCUCAAUCGUGCCAUAAGCGCCAUCCCAAACCCCAAUGAAAUACCCAACAUUGAAUUCAUCUUCACAACAGAAGAUUUCCACGACGACCCACACCCCGUAUGGGUGUAUUCCAAACGUGAAGACGACGGCUGGGCCUGGCUCAUGCCCGAUUUCGGCUACUGGUCCUGGCCCGAGAUCAAAGCAGGCCAAUACCGCAGCGUCCGCCAACGAAUCGCCGCCAUCGACGAAGGCACUGUGAUAAACGGCAAAGCGCACCCGCCCCUGAAAUUCCAGGAUAAGAAAAAACAGCUCCUAUGGCGCGGCGCCAUCGCCACGGCGCCAGAACUCCGCCAGGGCCUCGUCGAUGCCACAAAGGGCAAAUCCUGGGCCUCCGUGCGCCCUCUCACAUGGGCCGACGAGAAGAGCAUGCAGGAAAACUUCAUCCCGAUCGAAGAUCAUUGCAGAUACAUGUUUGUCGCCCACGUCGAGGGACGCAGCUACUCCGGCCGGGGCAAGUACCUCCAGAACUGCCGCUCGGUGAUGGUCGCGCACCAGCUGAACUGGCGCGAGGCACACCACGGCGCCCUGGUCGCUGCCGGCCCGGACGCCAACUACGUCAAAGUGAAACGCGACUUCUCCGACCUGGAGUCCAAGAUGAACUACCUACUGGACAACCCGGAUGUGGCGGAGAGGAUCGCUGAGAAUUCGGUGCGCACGUUCCGGGACCGGUACCUGACGCCGGCGGCGGAGGCGUGUUACUGGCGCGAGCUGAUGCAUGCGUAUGCGUCCAUGUGCGACUUCGAGCCGGUGCUGUAUACUGAUUCGAGCGGGGAUCCGAAUUCGGCGCGUGGUGUGCCUUUUGAGUCGUUCGUGUUGGAUUGGAAGUUACCUAAGUCCUAAGUCAGGAUGUUAAUGAUUUCUUUUCUUUUCUUUUUUUUU
Blastomyces dermatitidis ER-3 is the source of this 1389-nucleotide messenger RNA. RefSeq lists its product as uncharacterized. The transcript is spliced from 2 exons. NCBI's taxonomy places the organism in Eukaryota, Fungi, Ascomycota, Eurotiomycetes, Onygenales, Ajellomycetaceae. Bases 1 to 1350 code for a protein of 449 amino acids. The record is from RefSeq and is a predicted model, not a curated record.